Scylla paramamosain (green mud crab) is the source of this 3838-nucleotide messenger RNA. RefSeq names its product carboxypeptidase B-like. Gene Ontology annotation, biological process: proteolysis. The transcript has 7 exons. The coding region runs from base 89 to 1390 and encodes 433 amino acids. Gene Ontology annotation, molecular function: zinc ion binding; metallocarboxypeptidase activity. NCBI's taxonomy places the organism in Eukaryota, Metazoa, Arthropoda, Malacostraca, Decapoda, Portunidae. The record is from RefSeq and is a predicted model, not a curated record.
GGAGAGAGGGAGGGACGGCGCGGCAUAAGCUUGGGCGGGAAGUCUCGAGAGAACGUCAGUCGAAGGCCAGCUGCCUCCCAGAGUGAAGAUGCUGGGGACCGUGUGUGUCUUGGUGCUGGCAGCGGUGCAGGGGCUGGAGGCGGCAAAUCCACAGCUGUGGCGUGUGGAUGCGUCGCCCCACCACCGUGCCCUUCGCUCCCUGCAGGACGAGGGCCACGUGGAUAUAUGGGGCGGGAGCGGAAGUCACGCCCAGGUGAUGGUGGAGGAGGAGGCGAAGGAGAGGGUGAAGAGGGCGCUGCUGGAGGCCGGGUUAGACCAUAGGGUGGAGGUGGAGGACGCCCUUGCCUUGGUGGAGAGCAAGAUGCCACUCAAAAGAAGGAAAAGGGCGACUAACUUCCCGAUGGACUGGAACACAUAUCAUGACUACAAUGACAUCGAAGCGUUUAUUGGCAUGAUGAACCUCACGAGCGGGGGUUACCUGCGGGAGGAGGUCGCCACCAUUACAGGGGAGGGGCGACCGCUCAGGGUGGUGAGGGUAACGGAUCCGACCACCACGGGGCCCAAGAAGAAGAUCUGGAUUGAGGGAGGUAUCCACGCGAGGGAAUGGAUCUCACCCGCUGUCACCACUUUCCUGAUCCACCGCCUGGUCACCGAUCCCUCGUGGCAGUCAAUCCUGCGCGACACGGAGUGGUACCUGGUUCCUGUGGCCAACCCUGACGGCUACCAGUUCUCCUUCGCCGGGGACGCCAGGUCAAGGCUGUGGCGCAAGAACCGACGAGUCAACGGGGUCAACGGACGGUGCAAGGGCGUCGAUUUGAACCGAAACUGGGAUCUCAAGUGGGGCGUGGGUGCCUCUGGGAACCCCUGCAGCGAAACGUACAAGGGUCCCACUGCGUUCAGCGAGAAGGAGACACAUGGGCUGCAGAACUUGAUGAGGCAGAUUGGGGACAUCGAUUUGUUCAUCACCUUUCACAGCUUCGGCCAGACGGUGCUGUACCCCUGGGGCUGGACCGUCAAACCCCCAGCGAACGUCAAGAUGCUGAGAAGAGUCGCCAGGAAGUACACGGACACUGUCAACCAGAUAUCCAACGGUUCAACGGACUACCAGAUCGGCGGGUCCGGUCCCCUGUACGGCCUGGCGUCUGGCGCCACAGACGACUGGGCUUACGGGGAGCUCGGCGUGCCGCUCUCCUACACCAUCGAGCUGCCGGACGAUGGUCAUUACGGGUUCCUGCUGCCGGAGAACCGCAUCAGCAGCACCGUGACGGAGACGGCGGCCGGCGUGUACUGCAUGGCGAGCUUCAUCGCCAACACGGGUUCCUGUGCGUCGCGCCGCACCAGGAACCCGUCGUGGACAUUUCGUAGACCAUCACCAAGAUUCUGGGGCUGAGAUCCCGCCUCCUCCCUCCCUUUGGCGAACUAUCGUGGCGGGUGUGUUCGUCAUGGCGGCCUCCACCCGUCCUGCUAGCGGCGUCCUCCUCUUACGGGCGUUGGUUGCAGCCGCCAUUCUGUACCCUCUGUAGUUACUUAAUUUCUCAGUCACGCUGUAUAGUGGCAAGUUCAGGCCAGCACGCAUCAGGUUCGCCCAUAGCCUGAGUAGUGUGCCUGCUGAGCUUUGUCUUCUGCUGUAAUCAUGCUCUGUCAUGCCCAAUUCUGCCCCUACACACGUCGCCACCUGUCCUCGCUCGCAGGGGAAAAAUUUAUAUUCUCAGAAACGUCCAAAUAAUGUCACAACUUCUCGUAAUUAUUAAAUAGUUCACAUCAAACAACUCCAAGCUACGAGUUUUGUUGAGGGAUUUGCUGUGAACUGUUGUUUAUUGUGUUCGAACGCUGCCUGACCACUUCUAUUGCGUCAUUCUGGCUACUCACGCCGCGGCAGGCACUCUUGCGACUCUUGUCCUCAACUGUCCUCUUAGCGUCGCUAGACACGGUGAGUAGCGAGGGCCAGGCUGCAGGAGUGUGAGGUGUGGGCCCGUAUUUCAGAAGCAUUGCUCUCUCACCACCACUGUUUUCAAAGGGCACAGAGAUGAUUUACCGGGAUCCCAAGACUUCCUCCUGUUAGAAAUGUAGAAAUCUUGUUAAUGUGUGAAAUGUAGAAAUCUAGUUAAUGUGUCACUAGAAACCUAAAAACACCCUUAAAGCCUUUUGAAAGUAAUGGAGGUGCGGCGUAGAAGUGUCUCAUUAUACUGACUUAGGAGCGAGCACUGGAAAAGAAGAGGAUAAUGAACGCACUAAUAAGCGCAAGAAACAAAAAAGAAGUAUAGACAUAAAAGUACUUCAGAUGGGACCAUUAGUUUAGAAUUUGUUGUAAUGUAUGCGUGGAAAUAAUUUGCAUUGUAGAUCCUCCUGUGACCAGUUGACAAAUUUUAGCUUCGCAUCAGGAUCAUACGAAACACUUAACACGCCUCACCUCCACUACAUUCAGACUGUUCUAGAUGAAGUUGUACAGGUUUUUGAGGACGUUUUCACAUUUCUAGUAGCAGAUUAACAUGACGUACAUUAUUAAAAGGAAAAACAGUCUUGAUAACCCGGCUUUUGAAAACAGUGGAGAGAAAGCAAAACAUUUCAUGAGACGGGCCAAGCACUCCAUUGAUGCAACCUCCUCUUCCUCUUCCUUCAUCAGUGUCAGUUGCUGGGACAAGAGAGUGCGUUGUGCUAACUGCUGAUGUGUCAGAGCAUGAUGACCACGUGCUAUUAUUAUUAUUAUUAUUAUUAUUAUUAUUAUUAUUAUUAUUAUUACUAUUGUAGUCUUUUCGCGUCUAAUUUUUGAGCGUUAGAGAAGAUAAAAUUUUCGUGGUAGAUUUUUUCUUCUCUCCGUUUAUUAUUAUUAUUAUUAUUAUUAUUAUUAUUAUUAUUAUUAUCAUUAUUAUUAUUAUUAUUAUUAUUAUUAUUAUUAUUAUUAUUAUUACUAUUAUUAUUAUUAGUGUUUUUUUUUCUUCGGCCCAUCACCACCAUCGCCAUCACUACCAUCAUCCACAACAGCCUCCUCCGUGCGCCUACACCAUAAACACCACCACCAUCACCAUCAUCAUCAUCGUUUUAAAUUAUAGUAACAACAGUAAAUGUCUGUGCAGUUAUAUUCUGUAGGUACACCAGUGGCAUUAUAAUUGUAAGCUGAUAUGUAACUGGAUGAAGAGCAAUUAGGAAGCUACGUCAUAUUUAUGGUGGUGAAAUUUUGUGGCAAUGUUGACACGCUUGUGUAUCGUACCAGUUGUGACAAUUGUUGUACUGUGUUCGUGCCUUUUUUUUUUCCCUCUCCAAUUAUAUGUUUUUUUAUAGAAGCCUAUCUACGUAUAUUUGCUUCUCGUAGUUAUUUUGUGUCGCUUGAUAAGUUGCAUAUUAUUUAUUAUGUUACUUUAAGUUAUAUAUAUAUAUAUAUAUAUAUAUAUAUAUAUAUAUAUAUAUAUAUAUAUAUAUAUAUAUAUAUAUAUAUAUAUAUAUAUAUAUAUAUAUAUAUAUAUAUAUAUGACAGUCGCACUUAUUUGUUUGGUGAAGUGAAUCAUGAAGCAAAGUUCGAAACUUGGAAUUGUUCUUAGCUUCACACAUGACACAUUUAAGGUUCAUUUGGGGCUUCAAAUGAGAUCUUGAGCCAAAUUAGGUUGAGCAUAUUUUUCUUAUCAUCAUUGUAAGAAAGGGAAAGGUAGUUAUGGUCAGUAUUAUCUUAUGUCAUACCAAUAUUUCGUACCCAUGUUGAAGAUGAAACUAGUUCGAUUUGUUAUCCUAUUGUCAACGAGACGGUGAAGGAGGUCAUAACAGGUCAUGGCAGCUGUAUACACGUGACCUCUGAUAGCCUUCUACCUCAGUUACUUGUCUCCGUGAAUAAAGCGCAGUGAUAACA